UGCACAACUAGGACAAGUUCUGGAGAUGGUGGCGGCUCUUUCCUCUGAGCUCAGUCUCGGAUCCAGACAGCAAGGAUCCCGGAGAGGCUGCAAAGCGCAACUUGUUGGAGGGGGUCAAAGACUGGGGCAUGGGCACUGGCAACACAUCAUCCCUGCUCUGGUAACGGGAAAUCUGACAGAACUGCAGACGCUAGUCGAGAAGGGAGAUGUGGAGCUUCUGUGUCAGUACGAUGAGAAAGGACACACACUUCUGCAUUGGGUAGCUCUCAGUGGAUCCAUAUCUCUUCUCAGAUACUUGUUAGACUUAAAGCUUCCCGCGAAUCUCCCCAGCCGCUCUGAAUCGGCACAGCGACCUAUUCACUGGGCAGCGGUCAAAGGACUGAUCAGUGUCAUAGACGUCCUACUGCAAGCUGGAGUUUCAGUGGAUGAGAGGGACAAGAGAGGAUGCACUCCUUUAAUAAUAGCUUCACAAUGCGGACACAUUGCCCUCUGUUGCUACCUGAUGGGGAAAGGAGCCAGACUGCAAGCGUGUGACAGUGAAGGUGACAAUGCAUUGCACUGGGCAUCAUUUAAAGGGCACUGCGAGUUAACUUGCCUGCUGAUAUAUUCUGGCUUCAAUCCUAGGCAACUGGAUGGCUUUGGUCAGACACCGUUGCAUUUAGCUGUCCUUAGUGGAGAUCUCCUUACAGUCCAGCUGCUCUGUGAGCAGAAUGGAGUAGAAUUAGAAACUGAGGAUAAAAGUGGGAACACACCUCUAAAACUUGCAAGAGGCCACCAGUUUAAAGAUAUCGUUGUAUAUUUAGAAAAUACGAUCAGUCAAUCAAAAAGUCUGAUCCCAAAGUUUAACUGGAGUUCAUUGGUCUUUGGCCCACCUGGAAAAUCUAAAGGACCGAUUCUUUUCUUUUAUGGCUGUUUGCUGUUAUGGGGUUACCCUACUUAUUUUACACAGAUUGUCUCGAUCUCCUUCAACAGGCUAUUGAGCUUCCAUAUCACCUUCUUGAUCAGCAAUGCACUGAUGUGGUAUCUAUUUCUAAAAGCUUCCCUGAUGGAUCCUGGUUUCCUUCUGAGAGACAGUGAAGAAUACGAUCAUGCUCUUAAGCAGGCAGUUUACUCUGAUGAAUGGAAACAGGGAAAGAACCCUCUAAGCAGACUUUGCCAUACUUGCCACCUUGUGAAGCCUCUUCGGUCCAAGCACUGUCAUGUAACUAACCGCUGUGUGGGCUACUUUGACCAUUACUGCCCUUACAUCUAUAAUGAUGUUGGCUACAGAAACCGGGUUUAUUUUUUGGGCUUCUUAGCUACAAUGUGCCUUAAUAGUGUGAUGGGAGUCUACCUUGCUUGGGACUGGUUUAAUGAGAUGGGUCGCAGCAUAUUCAUUGGAAUCGGCUUCAUCUUCCUGUCCAGCAUUGCUGUCAGUUCAGCAAUAAUGACCUGCACAUAUUUCUAUACAGCUACAAUUAACAUAACAAUAAAUGAACAUAUGAACCAGAAGAGAUACAGUUAUCUUUAUGAUGAAAAUGGCCACUUUCAUAACCCGUUCAACAGGGGUAUUAAACUGAAUUUGAUGGAGUUUUUCUACCUCAUUGAGCCACGGAAGGAGCAUGAAUUAAACACAACGAAUGAGCUGUGCAUCAUCUGAGUAACAGCGCGGAAACUAUACCAUUGGAUCAGAUUUCCCGUCAUCAAAAUGGAAGCACAAAUAUCUUUAUUUAAGAAAACUCAUCCUGUUUCAGAAAAAAAAUAUAAAGAUGCAUUACCGUCAUACAGCAAAGCUGCAAAUAUUAAAAGAAAAAUGUGGAUUGAGGUUCUUCGUGGACAUGAGUAGCGUCAAUCUGCUGCUAUUACUGUACUAAUUAUGCAUUUGCACCUGUGCUUCACCUGAAAACCACUGCGAGGGUAGGCCAGUAAACAUUGGGGUGGGUCAUUUUUAUAAGCACACUACUACAUUAAUUUUCACCUCCCAUGUGAAGCAUUACCCUAAUAAAAUUCAGGGCACAAGUAAAGCCCUCCCCUCCAUCAUCCAGUGCUGCGGCAUGCUCUAUCUUCCUCAUAUUAUUAGUUUUAAUUAAGUGCUGUCUGGCCCAUUGUACAGCUAUCUGGUCUUUUCACAAGUCAAGUAAACAAAACUAAUACUGUAGAACUGGACAUUAUGAAAUUCCAUGAGGUUCAGCAUAGGUAGACUCUGCAGGUUCUUUUUUGCAAAUAUGAUGCAGCCAGCUAAGUGUAAUAGGGUUAUUUCCAUAUUCCGACAAUUGCAAUUAUUUACUGGGCUGAACUGUUGAUGCAAGUGCCGUCUUUCACAGUUGAACAUUUUAGCACCUGAUUUUAGUCCUUCUAUACAGAGAGAGUGGACUUGGGCAAAGACUGCUCUACAAUUUAUACAAAAAUUGUUCUACAGUGAGCAUUGUUCUCUAACUAUGCAUUGAAAAUAGCUAUGUGUUCCAAUUGUGCUCACGGCACCCAUAUGUAUGGGUAAAGGGCUAAGAUAUCCACAACAAAGCUUUUGAUGAUGUAAUUUGAACCAUGAGGAUUGAUUGGUAUAACUUUGUUUACUCAGUGAAUUAUUUUUCAAAGAAUCCUGUAUCUUGCUCAUUGCUUGUUUUCACAAUCCGCAGAAUGGAACUUACAAAUGUAUACAUAAGUAGAAAUAAUGUUUGCAUUUUCAAACCUGCAGGGCAUAUAUGAAACAUUAAAGGUGAAUUCACCACAUGGAAUAACUAUUGAUAGGUUUCAGGAUAAGAACAGCAUUAGAACAAGUCCAUUUAAUAGGAAAGGUUGUGCAGUUCCUAAGCCAAAAGGUGUUGUAAUUUAUUUUGCUAAACCUUGAUCUCCUAAUGGGUUGCUAGGCUAAUGAACUUGCAUUUUCUCUAUUUGGGUGAAAUAGUAAUCCUGAUAACAUCAUCGUGACCUGGAAAUCAUUGCAAAUCUUUGUUAGUUGUUGAAUUAUUUUAAAAUUAUUUUCAAAGUUGUAAACCACUGAAACCCAAACUUAAUUUGCGUUUUGAUGGUGUCAGUUGUAUGUGUACAUAGAUUUCAUCCAUAUAAGAGAGAUACUUUGGCAGUUAUCAAUGUAGAUGGGACUCACAGGCUCAUCCUCCAUUAGUAAGUCUUUCACAUUUGAUGCCCUUGUCGACAAUAUAGAUUUUAUUUCCUCUGAUGUGAAACAGUCUAAUUGAAAACAAAAUAUAAUCACAUCCAUACUUUGCACUGGUUUAAGGUGUUAACAGAUCAUAUUUGAAUAUAGCAUUCAACCUUGAGAACAUAAUUCAGAUACCAGUUGGCACCUUAGCCCUGAAUAAGUUCCAAAUUAAUGUCAGAGAUGUUGGAGUAGGGACUUCCUGCAGGGCUCACUAAAAAAGCACAAGUAUUGUAACACCUCAACCUUAAAGCAUUGUGAGGCAUCUGAACCUAACCAUACCGCACUCCAUUAACUGCUAAUAAAUGUCAUACCAAAACUUUGUGUUAGCUGUGCCUUAGGAAUUUUUACAAUUUCUGUGUAUAAUAACAGCAAGAAGGUGAUACCACAGUUUCCACUAAAUUUCUUCAAUUUUAGAAAAAAGCAUAGAUGGUCAAAAACGUAUCAUUUUUUGAUAUUUGUAAUCACUCAGUAUAAAUGUAUUAAGGACAGUAAAUAGAACACGUUGUGAAGAACAACAUCAUUUAGUAAAUGCCUCCAUUCAGACUUUGUUAUGUACCAGCUACAUUGUACAAACAUUUAGCACAGUGGAUUACAGGAAGUAGCGUAUUGUCUAUACAUUUUGGUCUCCAUGUAUAAGAAGGUGGAUUUAGAAAGCAAAGGUCUAAUUUCCUGAAUCAUAUGUUUAAUGCCUUAAUGCCUUAAUAAAUGCUGACUUGCAUUAAGUCUGUACAAAAAUAUGAUCAAUCUUGAUCAAAAUUAACAUUGGGCAAAAUAUUUGCAGCUGUUUUUAUUUUAUUCAUAAAAUAUUGAGACUUACAAUGAAA
Molecule: messenger RNA, 3963 nt
Organism: Carcharodon carcharias (great white shark)
Lineage: Eukaryota; Metazoa; Chordata; Chondrichthyes; Lamniformes; Lamnidae
Product: probable protein S-acyltransferase 23
Exons: 10
Coding region: 26-1639 (537 amino acids)
Biological process (GO): protein palmitoylation
Cellular component (GO): Golgi membrane
Molecular function (GO): protein binding; palmitoyltransferase activity
Source: RefSeq, a predicted model, not a curated record